AGUAAUGCACGAGAUCGAAGAGAACAAGGAAUCUCUACUCAGGUUAGCGAUUUCUGGAUCACAAGGUUUGUUUAUCCUUUUCGAUGUCGUCUCGGUGACGGCCUACUUGUUCGCUAAAGUUCUUUUUCUUCUCUUACAAACACCUCUGGCGGACGUGGGUGAAACGAUAGUGCGCCUGUAUCCCAGCUCCAACAACAUGGAACGCUGGAAUGAAGGAGGAUUCAUUCAGAUUUCAGAGUAUACUAUAUCUGUACACGUAGACAAACUCCCAUCUCCUAAUGACUUCAAUGGCAUUCGUUACUCAUUCAAGGUCCAAGCUACAUCUCCGUCAGUUAGGAAUAUCCAAGAAAGCUGA
Molecule: messenger RNA, 355 nt
Organism: Acaulospora colombiana
Lineage: Eukaryota; Fungi; Glomeromycota; Glomeromycetes; Diversisporales; Acaulosporaceae
Source: the annotation of a GenBank genome assembly